Molecule: messenger RNA, 1448 nt
Organism: Polistes canadensis
Lineage: Eukaryota; Metazoa; Arthropoda; Insecta; Hymenoptera; Vespidae
Gene: Mdh1
Product: malate dehydrogenase, cytoplasmic
Exons: 5
Coding region: 142-1137 (331 amino acids)
Biological process (GO): malate metabolic process; tricarboxylic acid cycle; oxaloacetate metabolic process
Cellular component (GO): mitochondrion; cytosol
Molecular function (GO): L-malate dehydrogenase (NAD+) activity
Source: RefSeq, a predicted model, not a curated record
UGUUCUUAUUAGAUCUGCUGUCCAGUGAGUGCAUCAAUGGAAUCAUUAAACGUCAUUGCUUGAUCGCAUAUUUGAUAGUAUUUUCACCGAACUUUGUUACAUUAUUGAAUUAUCAAUUUUAUUUAUCGAAGAUUAAAUAAGAUGGAACCGAUAAAUGUUGUUGUAACUGGGGCUGCUGGCCAAAUCGCUUAUUCUUUACUGUAUCACAUUGCAUCGGGAUCAGUUUUUGGUCCACAACAACCAAUUAAACUUAAAUUAUUAGAUAUACCACCCAUGAUGAAAGUUUUAGAUGGAGUAAUUAUGGAACUCGAGGAUUUAGCACUUCCUCUUCUUAGAGAAAUUAUACCAACAACCGAUCCAGUUGUAGCUUUUAAUGAUGUAGCAGCUGCCUUCUUAGUUGGCUCUAUGCCACGAAAAGAAGGAAUGGAACGCAAAGAUCUUUUAGCUGCCAAUGUUGCGAUUUUCAAGGUACAAGGGGAAGCACUAAAUAAAUAUGCAAGACGAGAUGUAAAAGUCUUGGUUGUUGGAAAUCCGGCUAAUACAAAUGCUCUUAUAUGCGCACAUUAUGCACCAUCUAUUCCAAAAGAAAAUUUCUCAGCAAUGACAAGAUUAGAUCAAAAUCGAGCUCAAGCUGCUUUGGCAAAUCGACUAGGUGUUCAGGUUGAUAAAGUAAAAAAUGUUAUUAUUUGGGGCAAUCACAGUUCAACUCAAUAUCCUGAUGCAACGCAUGCUACUGUGACCAUUGACAAUUCUUCUAAAAGUGUACCAUCUGUAAUAAAUGAUAAUGAUUGGUUAGAUAAUACUUUUGUAGAAAUGAUUCAAAAACGCGGAGCUGCUGUGAUUGCAGCCAGAAAAAUGUCUUCUGCCAUGUCAGCAGCUAAAGCUGCGGCAGAUCAUAUGAGAGAUUGGUGGGUGGGAACCAAACCAGGUCACUGGGUGAGCAUGGGUGUUAUGUCAGAUGGAAGCUAUGGUAUAGCAAAGGACAUUGUAUUCUCUUUUCCUGUUACCAUAGAAAAUAAACAAUACAAGAUUGUUCAAGGACUUUCAAUUAGCGAGUUUGCUCAACGUAAACUAAACAUCACAGCUCAGGAAUUAGAGGAGGAGCGUAAAGAAGCAGAUCACGUCCUUCAAAAUUGACUAGAAUCUGGAAAAGAUUCUAUUUUGGAAAAAGAACUAUCUGUACCAGCCAAGUUAUAAAAAAUAUCUAAUCUGUUGUAUAUAGAUCAUAUUUAAGGAGAUAUGGGAAUAAUCAUGUCUCUUUAAGAAUAGUAACUUACUAUUGCGGGAAUCAAUAUUAUAAAUAUCAGUAGUAAAUUUGAAUAAUAGUUCAAAUUCGACUUGAUAUUAAUUUGAAAUGUUACUUUACAUUUAUAAAUAAACUUUUUCUAUGUAAUACAAAUCAUCAGAAUUAAUUAGAAAUAAUAAAAUUAGGAUAUUAAAAAAUAUAA